Molecule: messenger RNA, 1725 nt
Organism: Rotaria sp. Silwood2
Lineage: Eukaryota; Metazoa; Rotifera; Eurotatoria; Philodinida; Philodinidae
Source: the annotation of a GenBank genome assembly
AUGUAUGCAGCAGCUGAAGCAGUUGUGAGUACCGAGCACCGAAAACUUGCCCUUGUGAUUGGAAACAAUAACUAUACAGAGUCACCACUCACCAAUUGUGUUAAUGAUGCUAUAGACUUGAGCAAUCAACUGGCAAAAGUUGGAUUUCGUGUGCGCAUUGAAGUGGAUGCCAACUAUGAGGAUAUGGAUAACGGCAUAAAAAAAUUUAUGAAUCGUAUCAUGCCUGAUGAUUUUGUUCUCUUUUUCUUUGCUGGUCAUGGAGUGCAAUGGGAAAAGCAGAACUAUUUAAUACCAUGCGAUGAUAAUCUCAUUAGAGAGUUCAUUGAUUUGAAACAUCAAGCUAUGAAUGCGCAGCGAGUUCUUGAACUGAUAUCUGCUAAAAAUCCUUUUGCCAUUUUAUUUUUUCUCGAUUGUUGCCGAUCGUAUUGGUUGCCAAGUUUGCCUAGAAGUAUAACUAGUGCAGACCUAUCUAUAGGAAUGGCUCCAAUGUCCGCUUUAGCUGAUUCAUUGAUUGUUUUUGCCUGUGCUCCAGGAAAAACGGCCGUCGAAAUUACAUCAUCGAACGGACGAAAUGGGGUUUUUACUUAUCAUCUGUUGCAACAUCUGUUGACGCCAGGUGAAAAUAUAACAAUUGUAAUGAUUGAUGUAACUCAUGCAGUUGCUAGAGAAACAAGAAAUAAACAAAUCCCUUAUACUAUAAGUGCGUUACGUAGACCAGAUGUAUAUUUGAUACCACCGGAAAUUCAACAAGCAAAUCAAGAAGACACAGGAUCAAAUCUGCUACGAUCGAACACCCGAUCCACAAAGAAGCUGGCUUUCAAUAUUCCAGCUAAUGCUCGAUGGACUCAGAAUGGAGUGACUGUUGCUGGAGGUCACGGAGAAGGUAAUGCCAUUAAUCAACUCGACCGUCCUUUUGGUCUCUUUGUUGAUGAUGAUGAAACGAUAGUUAUCGCUGAUGCAUGGAAUUAUCGCGUCGUUCAAUGGAAGAAGGAUGAUACGAAUGGACAAGUGGUAGCUGGUGGCCAUGGUCUUGGUUGUCGAUUGGACCAAUUGCAUUUUCCAACUGAUUUGCUGAUCGACAAAGAGACGAAUAGUCUCAUUAUCAGCGAGUGGCACAAUCGACGAGUCGUACGAUGGUCUCGUUGUAGCGGUACCACUCAAGGAGAAAUUCUCCUUGAGGGCAUAGAUUGUUUUGGAAUAGCCAUGGAUAAUCAAAGAUGUCUCUACGUCUCUGACUUCGAAAAACAUGAAGUCAGACGAUAUCAAAUGGGAGAGACAAAAGGAAUCAUUGUGGCCGGUGGCCACGGUAGAGGUGAUGGUCUCAAUCAACUUCACUGGCCGACUUACAUAUUUGUCGAUCGACAAAAGACUGUCUACGUAUCGGACUACAAAAAUCAUCGUGUGAUUAAAUGGCAUAAAGAUGCAAAAGAAGGAAUUGUUGUUGCUGGAGGUCAAGGUACAGGACAGACUAUGGCACAUCUGAUGUACCCGAAAGGAUUGUUCGUUGACGCAUGGGAUACUAUUUAUGUGGCAGAUGCGGGAAAUGGUCGAGUAAUGAGUUGGCAUAAUGGAGCAAAGCAAGGUACUAUAAUUGUGGGUGGCAAUGGGGAGGGAGAAGGAGCAAAUCAGUUGAGCAAUCCUUGGGGUUUGUCCUUGGAUCAACAUGGCAAUCUUUAUGUCGUCGAUCAUGGAAAUGAUCGAGUUCAACGCUAUUCUAUUGAAUAG